AAUUCUGUGCAGCAAAGGAAAGUUUAAAUACGAAUCGGUUAGUGGUUUCCAUAAGGGUUUGAUAUUGUUUCAAAUUAAAAAUGGAUAUUUGUGACAAUGAAAGUGCAAUGCAAUUAAAAACAAAACAAAAGUUCGCUAUUCAAAAACAGAAAUUUUCCUUCAGUAAUAAUAAUGAUGGAUUGUUGCUGAACAUUCAUCACACCAUUUCUCAAAAUGGGAAAAUCUUGCGGAUAAGGUUCACCAACGUUUGCUUUUCUCACGAGAAUGAAUACCUUACUGCAGUUGAUCACAGAGGAAAUUUGUUUGUUUUUCAUCUCGCGGAGACCAAAUAUUGGCUAUUACACCAGCGUUUCAAAGAUAUCACCGCUGUGGAGUGUGUUCCGGGAACAACCGACAUAGUUCUCGGGAAUAAGGAAGGAUAUCUCUUUGUUAUAAACUAUGACACUGGCAGUGAAUUGAUCCGCAUUAAAGCUCAUUCCACGUGUAUCGAGCGAAUAUCUUUCUCAAUUCAGCGUGCGGUGCACUAUCAACAGCAUCUGAAAGAGCAGCGAAAGAGCCAACCGUCGAUAUCAGUUCAAUCGAUCGGCAAACAAAAGCUGAAAAAGGCUAAAUCGAGCACGAACGCAACCUUGCUGUUCCUGGUGGCAACUUCACAGUGUGCGAAGUUGUAUGAGAUGCGGAAUUUCGUAGAAGUGCAUCAGUUGAAUUAUGGAGCGACAGAUGCACUGGAACGCAUCGUUCAGAUACAAUGGGUUCCAAAAUCGGAUUUGAUAGUGGGCUGCGGAAUGGGCGGCAAGCUUAGGGUUUGGAAGAGUGACUUCACACUUGUGAAACAGAUGGAUCUGAGAAAGAUGAAGGAUAAUUAUUUGAAAAAACACAAAAUAAACUUUAUUGAUUCGGACAUAUAUGGGAAGAAUGUUUAUGACAGUGAAAUUAAUUCCAACAAUGAAAUUAAUCGAGUUAUUAAAACUAUCACAAGCGACAAGCAUUCGAAAGGAUAUGUGAAAUCGGCUCAAUUCACUAAAAACGGAAGGUUUAUUUUGUUGAAUUGCGUUGACAAUACCUUGAUCGUAGUUUCCAGCGAUGUGUGGCAAAUAUGUAAAGUAUUUGCGUAUUCUAGUCUCUUCAUCACGCAAUUCGAAAUCAUACACAUGGAACAGUAUUCGGUUUCCCAAACAUCGUUCUGUGUUGUGGCGAAAACGGUUGAGAGUGAUUUGCUGCUAAUGAAUUUGGAGGAUGGCAGCAGAAGUUACAUUGCUCACAGUUCAGAAAACAAAUGCUAUAAAUUUCGGCUCUCUAGCAAUGGUAAAAUGCUAGCUCAGGUGUUGAAAAGUGGAGAAAUUUUCUUGCACAGUAUGGAAUGCCAUUCGUGUGUCGCGAAUGUGAAUAAAUUACAUCAUUUGACAACGAAGGAAACAGGAAAAACACAUUCGCGUCCGACAAGCACAGCUUCCCGAACUUUGUCUACACAACUGCUAACAGGAGAGAUUCUGUCGAAGGAUAAUUUCACAACACUAUCACCUACUACUUCUUCAUACACGCCACCACUCACGGUUGCUUCUUCUACAUCGGGAACAACUGGACCAAGCUGGUCGAUUUACCGGAGGAACAGCAAAAUAAAAUUUGCUAGGCGAUUAGGGGAGAUUCAUGACAAGAUUUCCAAAACUCUUGGUAAAAAUAGAUUGCUUCCCAUAUUGAAGGAAUUCGGCGAGUAUCCGGAGAAGCAUCGGAACACCAUUUGGCGCACACUGCUGGUAUUGCCACAAAAUAUUGAUUGCUUCAAUGCGUUGGUACUGCAGGGACACCAUUCUUGCGUGGCGGACUACGAUCAUAAAUUUGCCCGUCUGGGAGUACGUACGGUGCGGAACUUGAAAAAAAUAGUAUCCUGUCUUGCUUAUUGGUCAGCAGUUUUCGCACAGUGCGAUUUCAUUCCAUAUUUCGUGUGGCCUUUCGCUAGGAUGUAUCAGAGCGAUUCGCUUAGUUGUUUCGAAAUCGUGGCCACGAUUUUACUUAACCAUUGCCAAUUGUGGUUCGAGUUUGCUCCACUGGAGCCGUUCAAUUAUUUAGGCAUGAUAGAAAAUAUACUGUGCGAGUACGAGCCCAUGUUGAUGAAUUUCUAUCGUGAUCGCAAUAUUUCAUCGCGGGUAUAUGCUCUAACGAUGAUGGAGACAGCAUUUGCGGAAAAUUUCGACGCCAAUCAGUGGCAACUGCUUUGGGAUCAUCUGCUCUCGAACGAAUCGUUUUUCAUGAUAUUUUUCGUCGUAGCGUACAAUGCCAGCCAUAGGACAACAAUUAUGAAUUGCGCCACUGAAAAAGAUAUUGGCGCUUUUUUCCACGAACCAGCACUGAUAGCCAUCAAUAGACUGCUGAAAAGUUCAUACAAUUUAAUGGAACAAUGUGCCGAGAGCGUUCAUCCCAAAUACUAUAUGAAAUCGUUCGUUCCACUCAGCAGUGCCACACAACUGGACAAAAAUAUUAAUUUAGACGGACGCAAUAAAUCAUCGUAUCAGUACUACGAACUCAAUCAGCUUGGAAAUCGUGAUGAAAAACUCGCCAGGAGCACGUACAGCAAAUUUAGCAACUUUCCCAGACAUCUUAUUGAUGUUAAGGCAGGAGAGGUAACCGAUUUGAAGGCACAGCAACAGCGUCUUGAAACUAAAAUUGUCGAGAUGGAGAAAUUGGAGCACCUCUUGAAAGCCCGAAUGAGGGACAGUCUGGUGGAGGAGGAGCAUGAAAAACGCAUGAAAGAGGUUGAGCGGAAAUUCGAGAAAGCUAUUGCCGACGAAGAAAAACGAAUUGAGUUGCAACGAAAGCUGCUUCUCCUGCACAAAAAGCAGCUGCGGGAGCAGGAAAAGGAGAUGCUGCUGGAAACGCGCCACGCGAUGCUACGGAAAAGUGCUGCCGCGCGGGAGUCAGAAUUGGAGGCAUUGUUAAGAACGAUAGAACGGGGGAAGCGCUACGAUGACACUGACCUAUUGUUUGCCCAAGAGGGCAUAAAGCUGCAAGAAAUGGACCUAUUGUCCAGGAAGUUUGAAAUGAAUGUGAAAUCGAUGGAUGAUCGUCCACUAGAGCAGCGAUACCAACAAGCUAUUCAACAGUUGGAACGACGGAAGCAGAUACUUUACGAGGAUAUCGGACAGGCAUCUAAUUGCGAGUCAAACAGGUAUACAAUUAACCAUGUGAAUGAAAGCCCUAGUGCAUCCAGUUUCGCAUCAGAGAUGAACUCAUCGUCGAACUUGACAUCAAUGCAGCACUACGAAAAAAAGAUAAAAGAUCUGGAAUCCCAAUUGGAAACGCUACUUCGUGUGACUGAACGAGAUGAGACGUGAUGACAUGAUCUUUCUCAGAAU
This is a messenger RNA of Toxorhynchites rutilus septentrionalis, 3350 nucleotides long. RefSeq names its product TBC1 domain family member 31. The transcript is spliced from 9 exons. Gene Ontology annotation, cellular component: centrosome. Lineage: Eukaryota; Metazoa; Arthropoda; Insecta; Diptera; Culicidae. The record is from RefSeq and is a predicted model, not a curated record. The coding region runs from base 81 to 3329 and encodes 1082 amino acids. Gene Ontology annotation, molecular function: protein binding.